Cokeromyces recurvatus is the source of this 366-nucleotide messenger RNA. RefSeq lists its product as uncharacterized. The record is from RefSeq and is a predicted model, not a curated record. Bases 1 to 366 code for a protein of 121 amino acids. The transcript is spliced from 5 exons. Lineage: Eukaryota; Fungi; Mucoromycota; Mucoromycetes; Mucorales; Mucoraceae.
AUGAAUACUGUAAAAACCACUAAAUAUAUAAUCAUAUUUAAUCUUCAAUACUAUACAUCUAAACAAGCUAUUUACAAUGGCUCGCGAAACAAUGACAAAGGCGAAUACAAAGCUGAUGGGCCAUUGAACAAUAAAGUAAAAAGUAAGAUAAACUAUGACCAUCACAAGGGCGUUUACGGAAGUUUAGCCAUGUUGAAAACAGUAGCUGAUAUAAUUUGCUUUGCAUCGAUUGAAUAUUUCAAAGCCUUUAAAGUUUACUUUUUACAUGCUGGAGCCUACUAUUUUGAAAAGGAAUGUCGUUAUACCUUUGGAGUAUCCGCUUCACAGAAAGAAGGCUAUUAUGAGUAUGGAGAGAAGCAAAGCUAG